CAUUCAAAUACAUUUGCAGGUGUUAUAUAACACGUACAAUAAUUUACUCAGUAAUAUUUUGUGAUUAAAUCAAGAAAAAAAAAACAUGUCGAAUAUGCAACAUACAAUGCUGACUGGAUCGGAGGGAAUUAAGAAGACCAUUUUGCACGGAGGAACUGGAGAUCUUCCCAAAUUUAUUACUGGGACAAAGGUGACGUUCCACUUCCGCACGCAGCUGUGUGAUGACGAACGUACAGUGAUAGACGACAGCAAAAAGGUGGGGACGCCCAUGGAGAUAGUGAUUGGCAACAUGUUUAAACUUGACAUCUGGGAGACGCUGCUGUCUUCCAUGAGGAUCGGUGAAGUAGCCGAGUUUUGGUGCGACACUAUUCACACCGGUGUUUAUCCACUUGUGUCCAAAAGUAUGCGUCGCAUUGCAGAGGGAAAAGACCCAGUAGAGUGGCAGGUCCACACGUGUGGUAUGGCCAACAUGUUUGCAUACCACAGCCUGGGCUACGAUGACCUGGAUGAGCUGAUGAAGGAACCAAAGCCACUCUACUUUGUCCUGGAGCUGUUGAGGGUUCAGCAGCCCAGUGAGUACAACAGGGAGUCAUGGGCUCUGAGUGAUGAGGAGAGGCUCAAGGUUGUUCCUGUGCUGCAUGGCCAAGGAAACAAGCUGUACAAACAGGGACACUACCAAGAGGCAACGCAGAAAUACAAAGAGGCCAUCAUCUGCAUCAAGAAUGUUCAGACUAAGGAGAAGGCAUGGGAUGUUCCAUGGCUGAAGCUUGAGAAGAUGGCGAACACUUUAACGCUUAACUACUGCCAAUGUCUGCUCCGCAUGGAGGAGUACUACGAGGUCAUUGAGCACACCACGGAUAUUAUCAAUCAGCAUCCAGGCGUUGCAAAAGCAUUCUACCUGCGAGGGAAGGCCCACAAAGAAGUUUGGAAUGAGGCAGAGGCGCGGCAGGACUUCACCAGGGUGCUGGACCUCGACCCCGGCAUGAAGAAGGCCGUGAAGAAGGAACUGGCGGUGCUCAAUAUGCGCAUGGAGGAGAAGAACCAGGAGGACAGGAACAAGUACAAAGGCAUGUUUUGACCCAGAACCUGAAAACUUAAGAUUUGACCUUCUGUGAAUGUUCACCUCAACAUCGCCUGAGCUGUGUACAGGUCUGCAGGUAUCAACUAUAUAUAAAAAUAAAUAAAUAAAUACAUACAGUUAACUUUUUUAUUCACUCUCUGUUUAUAUCUUGCAGUUUACUGUUUUCAGGAACAUACAAACAUGUAGCUAAAUUUUAAAGUUAAUAAUGCAUAAAGCCCUUUAUGUAAGAUUACUUGCAUGAUUUGUUUAAGAAAGUGUGCGUAUUUCUGAAAUUGUUGUGCAUUAUCCACAAAACUCAAUAAAGUAUGAUAACCUUUCAA
Messenger RNA from Girardinichthys multiradiatus, 1401 nucleotides. RefSeq names its product aryl hydrocarbon receptor interacting protein-like 1 (gene aipl1). Lineage: Eukaryota; Metazoa; Chordata; Actinopteri; Cyprinodontiformes; Goodeidae. The transcript is spliced from 6 exons. The record is from RefSeq and is a predicted model, not a curated record. Gene Ontology annotation, molecular function: protein binding; peptidyl-prolyl cis-trans isomerase activity. Bases 86 to 1078 code for a protein of 330 amino acids.